GUGCUUGAGAAGGGUAUAAAAGAAUUUCAGCAUGAUUUUCAGUAUUCUUGCCUGACCUUUGCCAACAACAACGAAAUAACUAAUAACCAUGAAGUGGGUGGUAUCAAUUCUUUUAAUUUUCCUACUAAAUGCUACUGAAUCCAGAACAACGCAUAACAAUGCAUAUGGAAUAGCUUCCAUACUGGAUUCUUCCCAAUGCUCUGCAGAGGUGAAUUUAGCUGACCUAGCUACCAUAUUUUUUGCCCAGUUUGUUCAAGAAGCCACUUAUCAGGAAGUAAACAAAAUGGUAAAAGAUGUAUUGCCUGUAAUUGGGAAACCCACUGGCAAUGAACAGCCUGCAGGGUGUCUAGAAAACCAGCUCCCUGCCUUUCUGGAAGAAAUUUGCCACGAGAAGGAAAUUUCUGAAAAGUAUGGACUUUCAGACUGCUGCAGCCAACGUGAAGAAGAAAGACAUAACUGUUUUCUCGCACAUAAAAAGGCCUCUCCAGCAUCCAUCCCACCUUUCCAGCUUCCAGAACCUGUCACGGGUUGUAAAGAAUAUAAAGAAAACAGGGAGGCGUUCAUGAACCGAUACAUCUAUGAGAUAGCAAGGAGGCAUCCCUUCCUGUAUGCACCUAUACUUCUUUCUUUGGCUGCUCAUUAUGACAAAAUAAUUCCACUUUGUUGCAAAGCUGAAAAUGCAAUAGAAUGCUUCCAAACAAAGGCAGCAUCAAUUACAAAAGAAUUAAGAGAAAACAGCUUGUUAAAUCAACAUGUAUGUGCGGUAAUGAGAAAUUUUGGACCCCGAACCUUCGGAGCCAUAACCAUUACAAAAUUGAGUCAAAAGUUUCCCCAGACUAAUUUUACUGAAAUUCAGAAACUGGUCCUAGAUGUGGCUCUCACGCACGAGGAAUGCUGCAGAGGCAACGUGCUGGAGUGUCUGCAGGAUGCGGAAAAAAUUAUGUUCUACAUAUGUUCUCAACAAGAUACUCUGUCAAGCAAAAUAGCAGAAUGCUGCAAAUUGCCCACACUUGAACUUGGUCAAUGCAUAAUUCAUGCAGAAAAUGAUGACAAACCUGAAGGUUUAUCUCCAACUCUAAAUAGGUUUUUAGGAGAGAGAGAUUUCAACCAAUUUUCUUCAAGGGAAAAAGACCUCUUUAUGGCAAGAUUUACUUAUGAAUAUUCAAGAAGACAUACUAAGUUUGCUGUCCCAGUAAUUCUAAGAGUUGCUAAAGGAUAUCAGGAGUUGUUGGAGAAGUGUUCCCAGUCCCAAAACCCUCUUGAAUGCCAGGAUAAAGGGGAAGAAGAAUUAGAGAAAUAUAUCCAGGAGAACCAAGCAUUGGCAAAGCGAAGCUGUGGCCUCUUCCAGAAACUAGGAGAAUAUUACUUACAAAAUGCGUUUCUUGUUGCUUAUACAAAGAAAGCUCCUCAGCUGACCCCUCCUGAGCUGAUGACCUACACCAGAAAAAUGGCAAGUGCAGCAGCCACCUGUUGCAGGCUCAGUGAGGAGAAACAACUGGCCUGUGGUGAGGGAGCGGCGGACGUUAUUAUUGGCCAAUUAUGCAUCAGGCAUGGAGAGACACCUAUAAACGCUGCUGUUGGCCAGUGCUGCACUUCUUCGUAUGCCAACAGGAGGCCAUGCUUCAGCAGCUUGGUGGUGGAUGAAACAUAUGUCCCUCCACCAUUCUCUGAUGACAAGUUCAUCUUCCAUAAGGAUCUGUGCCAAGCUCAGGGUGUAGCACUGCAAACAAUGAAGCAACAGUUUCUCAUUAACCUUGUGAAGCAAAAGCCACAAAUAUCAGAGGAACAACUUGAAGCUGUCAUUGCAGAUUUCUCUGGCCUACUGGAGAAGUGCUGCCAAGGUCAAGAACAGGAAGUCUGCUUUGCAGAAGAGGGUCCAAAACUGAUUUCAAAAACUCGUGCUGCUUUGGGAGUUUAAAUUAUCUCAGGGUGAAGAGAAGACAAAAUAUGUCUUUAUGGUUUGGUGUGAACUUUCUAAUUCUAAAUGACUUUAGUACUUUUUAUGAAUUAAUAAAAUAAUGAAGACUUUUAUGUGAGAUUUCCUUAUCAUCAAAAUAAAGUAUC
Messenger RNA from Myotis myotis, 2064 nucleotides. RefSeq names its product alpha fetoprotein (gene AFP). The coding region runs from base 89 to 1918 and encodes 609 amino acids. Gene Ontology annotation, cellular component: blood microparticle; cytoplasm. The record is from RefSeq and is a predicted model, not a curated record. The transcript has 15 exons. Gene Ontology annotation, molecular function: fatty acid binding; zinc ion binding. Gene Ontology annotation, biological process: transport. Lineage: Eukaryota; Metazoa; Chordata; Mammalia; Chiroptera; Vespertilionidae.